This is a messenger RNA of Solea solea (common sole), 3106 nucleotides long. Its product is annotated as homeobox protein Mohawk-like. The transcript has 6 exons. Gene Ontology annotation, molecular function: DNA-binding transcription factor activity, RNA polymerase II-specific; RNA polymerase II cis-regulatory region sequence-specific DNA binding. Gene Ontology annotation, cellular component: nucleus. Gene Ontology annotation, biological process: muscle organ development; regulation of transcription by RNA polymerase II; cell development. The record is from RefSeq and is a predicted model, not a curated record. Lineage: Eukaryota; Metazoa; Chordata; Actinopteri; Pleuronectiformes; Soleidae. Bases 1125 to 2375 code for a protein of 416 amino acids.
UCGCCAAAAGCCUUCAAAAGUUUAGAGUACAUGCGGAAAAACACAUUUUAUUACAAAUGUUUGCUUGAAAGAAUAUUAAGUUAUGAUUGUGCAUGGCAAAGUCAUCACUGUAUAUCUAAACACUCUUUGUGUUUAGAUGUCAGAGGGGGGAAAAAAACAUGCAAAGAUGACAGCUAAAGCUGAACCAUCCCGUCUUUGAGCACUGCAUGGGCUCACUGCCAACAUGUUGUCAUCUGGUUACACUAAUGACAACACUGAGCUUCUGCCAAACUUAGCUUUCAUAAUUGCUCACAGUCCCCGUUACUUGAAAGUGGAGACAGACGUUGACAAAUAUUUGCAUUGUUGUCAGAUUACGCCCGUUUACUCCGCACACAGAGUAAAUGAUGCACAAUUGUAACACGCUGAUGCACAUGCACACUUAGAGGCCUGAGAAACCGAGUCUGUGACAAACGCAGUCUGGGGGAUUAUAAAGGCAGAGAUCAAUUCCAUUUUCCACUGUUUGUGUUGUCUUCAUUACGAGCCAGUUCGUACUCGGGAGGAUUCACUGCCUAACGCGGGGCAGAGUACGGUGGUUUUGCUGGUUAUUAGCAACCGUGCAAUUACACCCAUAAAUUUCCAGAAUCCCCCGGUAAAACAUGUGUUAUUAUUUGCUGACACGAGCUUUGGUGAAACCCACAAGAUCUAACAAGAAUAAUAUGCCUCAUGCUGAAAAUAUGAGAGCACGGCGGACUGCUUAACACGAGCUGAAGUCACACCACACAGAAUCUCACUUGUAAAUCUAAUGAUCGCCUAUGCUGAUAUUUGUACAUGUGUAAGGUUUUUCAUUUUGCAGGGUGCUGCCACUGCUACUCCUCUCUGCAGGCUUCUCCUCACAGAACUCCAAGUGAUUGGACGGCGGCAGAGCCAAUAAGCAGGGGAGCAGCAGGUUAUUUGAACUCUCCUCACAGAGCUCGACUAAACCAGACAACAUCCUCUGACUUUUCAAACAUUAUUCUCUCAUACGCCUCAUCAUCUCUCCUCUCAAGUCACAUUUCCCACGGGCAGGGAUUGAAGACCCCUUUUUUUAAAAAGUCUACAUCAAGGAUGGGAACCUCCGGCUUCUGUUUACAUCUGGAAGAUUACUGAUGCACCUGUUGACCGAGGAAAACUCUCCCUGCGAAAGAAUGAACAAAGUGGCCGUGAUGAAGUCUGACGCGCUGCUUCAUUUGGAGGACAGCAGAGGAGCAGAGGAGAGGAGCAGGUUAAACUGUGAAGACUUACCUCAGAGCAGUUUACCAGAUGGACACGACACAGACCUGAUGCAAUACCAGGACAACACUAAAAACAGCGCGACUGUCAAGUACAGACGAUACGGGUCUCGUCUCGGUGGGGUCAAAGUUCGCCACAAGAGACAGGUGCUGCAGGACAUGGCCCGACCACUCAAACACUGGCUUUACAAACACAGAGACAAUCCUUAUCCGACCAAGACUGAGAAGGUCCUGCUGGCUCUGGGUUCACAUAUGACACUCGUGCAGGUUUCCAACUGGUUUGCCAAUGCCCGACGAAGGCUGAAAAACACAGUGAGACAGCCUGAUCUGAGUUGGGCUCUCAGGAUCAAACUUUAUAACAAAUACAUCCAGGGAAACGCUGAAAGGCUGAGUGUAUGCAGUGAUGACACUGGCUCAGACGAUGAAGAAUGUCCCUUACAAACUCCUGUCAGCCAGUCACACUUUGGCAGGACAUCUUCUCACAAAGGUGUACUCCAGAAACAGGGCAGCGUCCUCGCCAUGGCGGACUCCGCAAACAGCGAUGACAGCACGUCACCUCCGUCCAAAUACAAGAGCAGUUUACUGAAUCGGUACCUUAACGACACCCUGCGGCACAUGAUGGCAGCUGAGGCCGACGGCGUCACCUCGUCCCUAAAGAGGAGGAGUCACUCCGAGUCGUUCAGCUCCAACGAAUGCGAUCGAGACGUUGCGUCUCCGGCAUCGUCCUGUGAAACAGAGGCAAAUUUUGUCUACCACAUGGUGGACUACACGGCAACUAACUAUGACAGGGAACAACAGCAGGAUCAAGGCCAGCAGAGACCAGACGACCAAGGCUGGAGGGAGAUCCACGCCGCCGUGGCUCUGACCAACUUGGCCCAGGGGCAGAGCCAUACUGAGGAUAAGAGCAGUGUUAUGGUGCCACUCACUGCCAAAGGGCAGAGCUGCACCCAGGAGCCCUACUCCACAGUGAGAACCACCGUCAUAGACAGGAUGCAGGUUACAGCUCCUGACUGUGCUCUGAGGCAGAGCUGCACCACAGGGCCCACUCUCACUAGUCGCAUCAUCCAGAAGUCUUCUCAUAUCUCAGAAGUCCAGACUGUUAAAGUAGCCCUGGCAAACAGUGUCUAAGCUUUAAAGGGAUAGUUCAGUUUUUUUGUUUUUUUGUGCUUGUACUGUAACCAGGUACAAAGUCAAGACUGACUUUAAACACAGCCAUCACCAGGAACCAGCCUGACAAGAAACUUUUAGAUUUAGCCAUUUAACAAAAACCUGAGUCUACAAUAUCGUACAUGUUCUUUAUGAUUAUGAUUUAUGUUUAUCUCACCAUUAGACAGACGUUUGUGGCUGGAAACUCUCCCACCAAAGGCCACAUAGAGGAAAUCCGCAAGGUCUCCUGCUACCUCAUUCGGUUAAUUUGCCUGAGUGUCAUCAUUGUGCUGGAGUCAAAGACAGCAAAGUACAAGUUGACUAUGUGUCCCGUGUGUCUAUCUCAUUAAGCCACACUUUAAAAAAAAAAAAAAAAGAAAGAAAGAAAGAAAAAGCUGAACUAUCACUUUAAACCUGAAGAGUGGUCUAUGGACAUUGACCAGUGUAGGAAUACCAGAUGCUGCAAUGCUUUGUAAUAUAUGUACAGCCCCUGUUAUUUUACAAUGCUAAUAAACCUAAGACUCUUUCAAUACUUUUUUACUUUGUAAAAUAGUAAAAACUAACACAGCUGAAUAUUUUGUUGCUGCUUUCCUAAUGUCCUCCUAUUGCUCCCUGUGGCCGUAAGUUAUAUUAACUUCAUUGAGACUGGAUUACCAUCCAAUGCUAAAGUUUGACAGCAGCUAUUUGAAUAAACACAAUGUGAAAUCCUUUGA